Molecule: messenger RNA, 568 nt
Organism: Pocillopora verrucosa
Lineage: Eukaryota; Metazoa; Cnidaria; Anthozoa; Scleractinia; Pocilloporidae
Product: perlucin-like protein
Molecular function (GO): signaling receptor activity
Source: RefSeq, a predicted model, not a curated record
GUGAAGACACUGAGAGUGAAAAAACCUUCAACCUGCUUCAAAACCUUCCACCUCCUUAUCAACUGACGAGAACCAGAAUGAGAACUUACGCGAUUCUUCCACUUUGUAUCGUGCUUUUGUCUGCGGCUGGAUGUGUUUCAGCCUAUUGCCCUUGGGGAUGGAGGCAGCUCGACAGCUUUUGCUAUUAUGCAAGCAGCACAUCCAUGACUUGGCACCAAGCCCAACAAUUCUGUCGAAGACUGGGAGGAGACCUGGUAAAGAUUACCAAUGCGCGGGAAAACGAGUUUGUCCUAGCCCUCGCGAGGAAGUUUGCACCAACAAGGCAACAAGUGUGGAUCGGCCUGAUGUGGACCGCUAACGACUUUUACUGGAGUGAUUACUCUGUUCCAGUCUACAAAGCCUGGGCUCCAAAUGAACCGAAUGGAAAAUCCCGGGAACCAUGCAGCAACAUGUGGACUAGGCAUACUUCCUCUAUGCCAAUCAGGGCAAACGGUUACUGGAAUGACCUCCCUUGUACGGCACCAUCUAACUUGCUCUGUGGCCUGGUGUGUAAAAGGCUCGCUUAAGC